CGACGCGGAGCCGCUAUGGAGGCCAAGUCGUUGCCCGCCGCGCUGGAGCUGGUGGCCGGCGGCGGUGCGGGGCUGAGCCCGGAGAAGCGGGCGGUGCUGGGGUCCUCGCUGCUGCUCCUCCAGCGCGACUACCGCUUCGAGCGGGUCUGGUUCUGGGGCUGCAUCCAGGGCGUGCGCGGCGCCUACUACAUCGCCGAGGGGCUGGGCCCCGACCUCGCCGCGCCCCGCAGCCGCCUCUACAGCUUGGACUGCGUGGAAUGGAGCCUCCUGCCACCAGCGACCAAGGAGAUGGUUGCGCAGGCUGAGCAGCUGAAGGGCCGCUUCCAGGGGGAUCCUUCUUUUGAGUAUGAGUACCCAAACGCAGAAGAUGCCGAAAGACUGACUGAAGAUGGUAAGGAGCCCAUAAUCAAGGAAGAGGCUCGCCUUGUAGCUACGAUAGAACAGAUAGACAGAGCAGUUGGUAUCAUCCCCCGGGGGGCAUUUGUGAAGACUCCUCUUGGGUCUGUGCAUGAAAACAGAAACUUUGAAGGUCUUUCUUUGACGGAGGCAAAAAAGUUAAGUUCCUAUUUCCAUUUUACUGAGCCUGUUAACCUGAAGAAUAAAACCCUGCUGGAAAAGGCUGACCUGGACCCAUCCACUGAUUUUCUAGACUCUCUGGAGCAUGAUAUCCCACAAGGUGUGAAGGUGCACGGGAAGUUCCUUUGAUCAGCAGAGUUAACUGCUGAUGAAUACUCCACAGAGAUUGAUAAACCUGUGACACUGGGUAAAUAUUCUGAGAAGAUCAUGGAUCAAUGUACUGUAUCGCCCCAGAGCAUAUAUAUAGGGAUUUAAUCAAACUGAACUUGAUUCACUCUACCUUCUCUGUGAAUUCGUCCAACAAAAAGAAGUCUGAAUCCAGAUACAGUUCCUGAGAGCAUUAAUACCCCUGCGUUUUCUCUCACCUUCCCCGCUUGUCAUGCUCCAGGCAUUUCUUUGUGUAUACAAAAGCUAUCACAUGUACCCAGGCUGCUGCGUGUGUCCAGUAUGUUGGGAUGUGUUAGCAAACUAGAUAAUCCCUAAAGGCUUUCACCACCCAGCAAGGCAAGGCACAGUCCUAUUCUUGGCAGACUUGCUUCUCAGAGGACUGGUCCUAAAUCAAAGACAAAGUUCCUCAGUCCAUUAUCUUUUUGUCAGAGAAACUCUUCCAAAAGCUUACAGUCCCCUCUGCAAACCAAUGUGUAAAGCUUCAGCAAGAACCACCAGUAUUUGGAUGAAGGACUUGCAGAUCAUUUCUGCAAGUUCAAGCUGCAAGAACCCUGCACUGAAAGCAAAGUCAGUUCAGUGUUCAAAGGAGAAAUAGGAAAAAAGUUAUUUGUCACAAUUAUAUUCAGACCUAUUUGCUUGCCACUUGUCGCUCAACACCCCUAGGCAUAGUCUAGCUACUGCCACUAGCAAAUGCUGAAAACUUGUAGAGGCAAAGUUCAAGAAACUGUUUGAAAGCUUGUCAGCAGAUGGCCGAGUGCAUCAGCCACUGCAUGAUAAGCCUUGUAGUAAAGUGUUCUUCAUCUGGGUUUCCAUGCUAUCCAAGUAGUGAAGUUUCUUAAGGACACAAAGAUUUUGUUGGAAACAUAGUCAACCAGUCAGAAUUUGUAAUCCCAGUGGCUGAACCAUAAUAUGUUUUUACUCUGGGUAUGACAAAUAUCCAGUCCAGUUUGUGUCUGCAUGAGUGGCGCUGGAAGGACUGCAUGGGAGACUGGGGUUGCCUUGUAUGUGAAACCACUGCUUGUGAAGACACUAGCUCAUGUUUUAAUUAGGACCUGUGCAAAGAAUGUCACAGUGCAAGGAAAUUGAAAAGAUGGUACACACCUGAACUCACCAUGCCCUAUGUUAAAUAGUGCUUUACUUUGCUGUGGUCCCAGCUGUUAGUCUGUAGUGGAAACAUGGAGCUGAGUGAGUCAGAAGUAAGCUUUCCAGUGCAGAAAUCUCCUGAGUCUUGAAAGGCUGUGAAUGUGUCUUUUGUACUUCUAUCCUGCAGCCAGAGUCAGUUUGUCAGGAAGUUCAGUGACUGUCAUGGAAGGUAGGCGUUCCGUGUUUGCACAUAACUGAAGAGGGUACUUUGAAAGCAGAUGAAAGAUGACGUAGGACUUAUGUUGUGCAUAUUAUGAUAUAACAAACCUGUGGAACCUGCUGCUGAAGGAGACAGGAAACAAUGGUGUCCAAGAAACCUUUGAAAAGUACAGAAAUACAGAGAGAAGAGAUAGGUAACAGGUGAGCAGCACAACUUGUGACACCUGGUUUUACAGGGCUUUGAAUUCUGUUGUUCCUUUCUGAUUCUGCAGCUACCAUAUACAUGUUCCUUUAACUUCCUUCCUCCCUUAAGCCCGCAACUACUGUAGUUUGCCAUGAAGUGUGUAUGAGACUAUAUCUACUGUGAGUGAGCGUGCAAGAGCCCAGAGCUACACAAACACUGAUUGCCCAGUGAGCUGCUGCCUCUCGACUGCCAGGCAAGCCAAACAGCCUGGGCUUCCUUGCAGCUGCUGGCAGGCCAAAUAGCUUCAGGAGCUGCAGUCAACCCUUAGGCCAUGUCCUGCGGAGAGCUGUUGUAGGAACUUGUGGUGUUAAAGCCCUUCAGCCCUUUGUUGGAUGUGACUAAAAUUGGCCAAGAGUCAGAAGUUAGUGGGAGGGGAAGGACUGGCAGCUGACAGCAAUCACAGAAGCCCUUCCCCAGGCUAACCAUGACAUGAAUAAGCAUGAGUCACAGCAUAAAUUGAUGAGCCUAAAAUUAUCUACAAGGAUAAAUACUGUCUAACUGGCCCUACACAUUAUAGGCUUUCUGCUUAUUCUGGAAUUGGCAGAUUUUGUCUGUGGGUGCAGAUAUCCUGACCGCUUGACUCCAGUCCAGUAGCCUGACAGCUCCAACUGCAUUUUUUUUUUUUUUUUUUUUUUUUUGGGGCCUGAUGCUUUUGCUUUUAGACAGAGAUUCAGCAGGAACCUUUUUACCUACAUUGUAGCCUCCAGGCAUUACUGAUUUGGCACUGAAGCUGGUAUUUUCUUCUCCUGGCAGCUCCUUGCUGCCCGGCAUUGAAUCCAAGCUGAUGCUCCAGCCCCCUCCCCUCCAGCAUUGUUCCCAGGCUGUCGUGUCAGAUGCAAACCAAAUAGUUAGUGGCCCAGAGCUCCUUGCAUCCAGGAGAAAUUGCAUUUUCACACUGGCUCUGAACCUCUUCUGCAGAGCCAAAGCAAAAUUAAUGCAGAAACUAGUCCCUUUGCCCCUACCACGCACAUCCUCUUCAAUGGUGGAGCCAAGAAAGACUGAAGAGAAUUAACCUUUUCUGUAAAUUUCUCUGAGAUAUGAAAUACCUCGCUUUCCACUUUCUCCUCAUCUCUUUGCCAGUCACUGCAUCAGGGAAACCAGUCUUCCCUGGAGCAGGAAAGCGCCUUCUUCCUCUUCCCACUACUAAUGCUACAAGUUUAUUUUAAGAAGAAAUUUCAUACCUAUGAACGAUUGCUAUAGCUAGUCUUGGCUCUCUAUAGCUGUUAGCUAGACCAAGUAGGUGGUAAGAGCUUGUUAGAGUAACUGCUGCCCACUCAGAAGCAGCCAAGAAUAGCUGCAGCCUCUCCUAGGGAUCAAGUAUGCAAGUCUGGAGCUCCGGGGGUCCCUUCCUGUGACGCAUAUGACAUUACUAUCAUAGCCAUGGGAAUAUGCUACUGUGUGAACAUAGACCCAGGCAUCUGGAAAUGAGGGCAGCCUGUAAUGCUGAACUGAUAAAAGAAAAAAGGGCAUGAAGGUUUCUGGUCUCCCCGACUUCCCUCUUUUCAGGCGUCACAAACUCCAGCGCAGCCUUGUGUGCUGUUAACUGGUCAGGCAGAACCCACUGCAGUCCUUCUCCCAGCUUAGGGACAGCUUGCUCCGGGAAUGCUGCCUCUCUCCUUUCCAGUGACUCAUGAGCACAUUCUCACACAGGCUCCUGGACUGUCCAGCUAGAGAAGGGAGGCACUGUGGUGGUGCUGCGGAGCCUGCUGUGGCUGGGACUGACCUUCUACCAUGUCCCCAUGACCAAGCAAUAUGGCUACAGCUAC
Molecule: messenger RNA, 4056 nt
Organism: Tyto alba (common barn owl)
Lineage: Eukaryota; Metazoa; Chordata; Aves; Strigiformes; Tytonidae
Gene: RSPH9
Product: radial spoke head component 9
Exons: 5
Coding region: 16-705 (229 amino acids)
Biological process (GO): cilium movement involved in cell motility; motile cilium assembly; axoneme assembly
Cellular component (GO): axoneme
Source: RefSeq, a predicted model, not a curated record